Molecule: messenger RNA, 902 nt
Organism: Carica papaya (papaya)
Lineage: Eukaryota; Viridiplantae; Streptophyta; Magnoliopsida; Brassicales; Caricaceae
Source: RefSeq, a predicted model, not a curated record
ACUGCCUCUCGUGUAAAUUAAUAAAUAAAUAAAUAAAUAAUGCUCAAAGCCAACUGGCAAUUUUGAUUUGUUGCACAAACAGAUAAAAAUGGAGAGGUCCAUGGCUCUUUUGCAAAGGACAAAAUUAGUGUGUAGGAUUUCACUCUCGUUCCUUUUCUUUUCUUUUCUUUUCUUUUCUUUUCUUUUCUUAUUUUCUCACAGAAAAAAGUGCUUAUAUAUUUUGAGAAGAAGAAAGGAGCUAUUUCUUCAGAGGAGAACCCAUCUGGAAUCUUGCUUGUUACGAAGAAAGACAUUAAUGGAUAUUCCAGCUUCUCAACACGGCAGUGAUGGUGAUGAGUCUGGUUGGACUCUGUAUUUAAACCAUUCUUCUUCUUCUUCUUUUUCAAAAGAUCACUGCUAUGGUUAUGGUGAUUAUUAUGGAGGUAACAAUGGAGGUAGUAGAAUCCACGAAGAUGAUGGUGAUGAGGAUUUGUCAAUGGUGUCUGAUGCAUCUUCUGCUCCUAGACAUUACUGUGAAGAUGACGAAGAUUGCUCUUAUGGAAAUGGGUUUUUUUGCUCUAAUGUUCUUCCUUCUGCAACUGAAGGAUUAGCCAAGAAGAGUAGUGAGAAGAAGAAGAAGAAGAAGAAGACUAAUCAAGAAUAUGGGAGAAAUUACCAGAGACAUUCUUGUCUUGACGACACUGCUAGCUCCCCUGUAAUUGGCUUUUCUAAGAAGUUCAGUCUCUCCAAGAACAAAGCUUCAACGGAUGAGCAUGUCGUGGAUUUCUCACAUGGCUUCUCUGCAACAUAUUUUGAGGUAUUCCCCACUAACCCACGACUCUUUUCUCAAUAUAUAGAUGUAGAUGUAGAUAUACACACACACACACAUGCUUAUGUAUAAUCAAAAUAACCAAUUGUUUCCA